Erythranthe guttata (spotted monkey flower) is the source of this 482-nucleotide messenger RNA. Lineage: Eukaryota; Viridiplantae; Streptophyta; Magnoliopsida; Lamiales; Phrymaceae. The record is from RefSeq and is a predicted model, not a curated record.
GUUGGUGGUAAGCUAAAAUGGAGUAAUUGCACUACAAAUUUAACACUUUGCUCAUCAACUGAAUUACAAACUAUGAAAGAUUUCCGAUCGGCCUUUAUCGAGACACUCGAAAAAGUUGUCGAUAAAUCAUCAAACAGAGGAUUGUACGUCCAUUCAUGCUAUCGCCACGGCCACUUCAAUGGCAGAGACGGAUGGAUGUGCUCAUCUCUCGUCGGAAAUUACGCACUCGGAAACAAAACAAUCGGAAAGGCUAUUAGUGAUUGGUACUUCGACAGAAGUCCGUUUCAAGAGAUUGAUUUAAAGAACGAGUCGCCGUUCAACUGCACGAGUACUCUUACGCACCAAGAAUUCGGAAAGGAGUGUGAGGCGCGAUUGAAUAAUUAACGAUCACCGUUAAUUGUUACUCUUCGAUCAUCGAAUUUGCAACUCUCUAUGUAAUGUGAACACAAGGUCAAUAUGAAUAUGAAUAUAUGAUGAUAUGU